AUGGAUUGUAGUGGAUAUGCAUUACUGAAUAGAGAUGAUUCGAAUGAUGUUGAAAAGUCUACCGAAAAGACACCUCUGAUUGUCAAGACACUUGCAACACCGAACCAUUCAGGGGAUCAUUCGGAUGAUAAGAGUAAAGAAAUUGGGAAGGCACAUCCAACUAUUGAGAUCUCGGAACAUUUUGAUGUAAAUCUUUCACUUCAAGGACGUACAAAUCAGAGCGACACAUUCUUUGUUGAUCCAGCAAUCAAGAAACAGAUUGACGAAUCCUACGAUACAAUCGAUUGUACUUCGGAAACAUCCAGUAACGCCUCAGAGCUCCUUCCCUCUAAACAACAUUCCAAAGUUUCAACUUUCUUUGAAUUAAUAUUCAAAUCAACUCAAAAAGAAAUGCAUAAUACAUGCAAAAUAAAGGGCGGGCGGGGUGGUCGGUUUCGGUGUGAUUCGGGAGCGUGUGUUUCAACCCCGUCCUCGAAUUCCUUCCCUAGAUCACCUGAAGCAAUUCAAUCCUCAGUGAAUGCUCUUGGAACAGGGGAUAAGAGACACAAUCGAGCUUAG
Molecule: messenger RNA, 558 nt
Organism: Botrytis sinoallii
Lineage: Eukaryota; Fungi; Ascomycota; Leotiomycetes; Helotiales; Sclerotiniaceae
Exons: 2
Coding region: 1-558 (185 amino acids)
Source: RefSeq, a predicted model, not a curated record